Capronia coronata CBS 617.96 is the source of this 648-nucleotide messenger RNA. RefSeq names its product 40S ribosomal protein S5. Gene Ontology annotation, cellular component: ribosome; cytosolic small ribosomal subunit. Gene Ontology annotation, molecular function: mRNA binding; structural constituent of ribosome; rRNA binding. Lineage: Eukaryota; Fungi; Ascomycota; Eurotiomycetes; Chaetothyriales; Herpotrichiellaceae. The record is from RefSeq and is a predicted model, not a curated record. Gene Ontology annotation, biological process: ribosomal small subunit assembly; translation. The transcript has 3 exons. Bases 1 to 648 code for a protein of 215 amino acids.
AUGUCGGACAACGGCGAGGUCGAAGUCGAAGUGCCCGUCACGGGUUACACUGUCCUGCCCAAGGAGGUCACCUCCGAGAUUGGCACCAUCAAGCUCUUCAACAAAUGGAGCUACGAGGAUGUUGAGAUCAGAGAUAUUUCUUUGACCGAUUACAUCCAAAUCAGAACCCCCGUCUACCUCCCUCAUUCCGCAGGACGAUAUGCCGCGAAGCGAUUCCGAAAGGCGCAGUGCCCGAUCAUUGAACGCCUGACCAACUCUUUGAUGAUGAACGGUCGCAACAACGGCAAGAAGCUGAUGGCCAUCCGAAUUGUGGCUCACUCUUUCGAAAUUAUUCACAUCAUGACCGACCAGAACCCCAUUCAAGUCGCCGUUGAUGCCAUCGUCAACUGCGGCCCGCGCGAAGACAGCACCAGAAUCGGAAGCGCCGGUACCGUGCGAAGACAGGCCGUCGAUGUGUCUCCUCUCCGCCGUGUCAACCAAGCCAUCGCUCUCCUGACCAUCGGUGCCCGUGAGGCCGCUUUCCGAAACGUCAAGUCCAUCGCCGAAUGCCUCGCUGAGGAGCUGAUCAACGCCGCCAAGGGAAGCAGCAACUCCUACGCCAUCAAGAAGAAGGAUGAGUUGGAGCGUGUGGCCAAGAGCAAUCGGUAA